AUGUUUAAGGUUGUUGGUGAUUCUACUGGUCGCGACAAGUCAACAGUAUCAAGGAUAAUAUCAAAUGUCACGGACAGUAUGGUGGACAUAUAUAUCUCAUCAAUAUUCAUCACCUGGCCAAAUUGUGUUCAACAGCAGGAAAUCAUGCGGGAGUUCUUCACAUCUGCUGGAUUUCCCAACGUCAUAGGCGCUGUUGAUAGCUCCCACAUACGUAUCUUUAUGCCGAAAGAUGGCCACGACUUCAUAAAUAGAAAGAAUUUCGCGUCGAUCAACGUUAUGGCUGUAAGUGACAGCAAAGGAAGGUUUACAUUCCUUGACGCCAGAUGGCCAGGGUCAUCGCACGACAGUUUUAUUUAUCGUGCAAGUGAUCUUGCGGACCACAUGGACGCAAUGAACAGAAGUUGGACUGAUGGCAUUUUAAUUGCUGACAUUGGUGUCAUGAUGACACCAUACAGAGUGGCCGAUACGCAGCAGAAAAUUAGUUUCAACCGGGCACACUCAAGGACAAGAGUUGCUGUGGAAAUGGCUUUUGGUCGAUGGAAGCAUCGAUUCGGAAUUCUACAUGGAGAGGAGCCUGAUGUGGAUGACGUUGUUCCUGUAGCGCCACAGCCAGGCGAAGACUACAGAGGACAGGAGCAGGGGCAGGCCAUAAGAGAUCAUAUUGCUAGAGCAUACUUCACUUAA
Mya arenaria is the source of this 684-nucleotide messenger RNA. Its product is annotated as putative nuclease HARBI1. The record is from RefSeq and is a predicted model, not a curated record. Bases 1 to 684 code for a protein of 227 amino acids. The transcript has 4 exons. Lineage: Eukaryota; Metazoa; Mollusca; Bivalvia; Myida; Myidae.